This is a messenger RNA of Austrofundulus limnaeus, 4748 nucleotides long. It is a transcript of the gene slitrk5b, whose product is annotated as SLIT and NTRK-like family, member 5b. Gene Ontology annotation, biological process: positive regulation of synapse assembly; axonogenesis. Gene Ontology annotation, molecular function: protein binding. Bases 552 to 3155 code for a protein of 867 amino acids. The transcript is spliced from 2 exons. Lineage: Eukaryota; Metazoa; Chordata; Actinopteri; Cyprinodontiformes; Rivulidae. The record is from RefSeq and is a predicted model, not a curated record.
GAAAACAUUUUUUUUCAUCUUUUUUUUCCUGAGUAGGUAGGUCAGGUCUUUUUGAAGAGAGGGGGUGUAUGUCAGUGUGAUGCUCCAGUGAGCUGAUUCUUUGUGCAUGAAAUGAUUUGACAUCCUCGCGACCACCGAGUGAGCCCGAACGCGCAUUUCUCUGUUUGUCCGUCCAGGGAGGGAGAGUGAGAGUGAGAGAGAGCGAGAGAAAACAGAGAGAGAAAGAACGAGCGCGUCAGAGAGAGAUACAGAGAGAGAAUAAGCAACUUUGUUAGCAGGCACAGCCGUGUCUCCUCCGGCACAGCGUGUUGAAAGAGAAGCAUUUGGCAGUUAUGGUUGAUCAGCGUUUCUGUCAUCCUCUCUCAGUGACGGCGAAUGGCGUUAGAACAGAUCCUGCUUUUUUGAAGGACAUUUUUUGAAUCUUGUUUUGAAGGAUUAAACAUUAAAAGAAUGCCUGAGCACUUGAAGACCCAACAGCUUCAUCAAUGUGCGUGAGAUGACACUGAGGAUUCCUUAGCAGGACUGCACGCUUGGCCACCAUUUGCAGGAAAAUGCAGCUUUGGAUUCCUUAUGUUUUGCUAAGUGCAACAUCAGUGUGCACUGUUGAGAUGGCUGGCAAUUAUGGUGAAAUAUGUCAAGACCUGUGUGCCUGUGAGGAGCGAGAAGGGAUCCUUACAGUCAGCUGCGAAAACAGAAGAAUUGCAACGCUGUCAGCCAUAAGCCCGGUGCACUCCUCCCAGUAUCACCUGCUCCUCAGUGGAAAUCUUUUGAAAAAGCUAUCUGUCAAUGAUUUUGUUGAAUACAAAGGACUGACAAUCUUACAUCUUGGGAAUAAUGAAAUAUCUGAUGUUCAAGCGGGAGCAUUUAAUGGACUUCAGGGAUUAAAACGAUUACAUCUGAACAAUAACAGAAUCGAUGCCCUGAAGGAAGAGUUUUUCCUGGGUCUGGAAAGUUUGGAAUACUUACAAAUUGAUUACAAUUACAUCAGUCAUGUGGAGACGAAUGCCUUCAGCAGACUUCGACAUCUGGAGGUCCUGAUUCUAAAUGACAAUUUGAUCUCGAGUCUGCCUGUAAACAUCUUCCAGAAUGUUCCAUUGACUCAUUUAGACCUGAGGGGGAAUCAGCUCAAAGUGCUGCCCUACACUGGUCUGCUGGAGCACAUGAACAGCGUAGUGGAGUUACAGCUGGAGGAGAAUCCGUGGAACUGCUCCUGUGAGCUGAUUGCUCUUAAAACCUGGCUUGAAAGCAUAUCCUACACAGCCUUGGUUGGAGAUGUUGUUUGCGAGUUCCCCUUUCGGCUUCACGGGAGGGACCUCGAUGAGGUUUCAAAGCAGGAAUURUGCCCGAGGAGAGCCAUMGCUGAAUAUGAAAUGCCGCCUCCGCCGCAUUUGAGCACUGAUGCAUACCGUAGGACCACGCCAGCUCUAGUUGCAGCCUCCUUCACCUCAUCUGGAGUUGCAAGAUCCUCGUCGAGACCCACUAAAGGGCCCCGGCAGUCAGCCAAACUGAAAUCCAGACCCACUGCCCGCGUCCCGUCCAACAAGCCACAGAAUUAUGGUCAAAUUGUUUCAUAUCAGACCAAAUCUCCUGUGCCUUUAGACUGCCCGACUGCCUGCACCUGCAAUCUGCAAAUUUCAGACCUCGGCCUGAAUGUGAACUGCCAGGAAAGAAAAAUUGAACAAAUAUCUGAUUUGAACCCAAUGCCAUACAAUCCCAAAAAGAUGUAUCUCACAGGGAAUUACAUACCSGCAGUGCAUCGAUCAGAUUUCACUGARGCAACCGGGUUAGAUCUGCUUCAUCUUGGUAACAAUCGAAUAGCUGAUGUAGAUGACAGAGCGUUCGGUGAUUUAAUACAUCUAAGAAGACUUUAUCUUAAUGGUAAUUUGAUAGAACGUCUCACAGCUGAUAUGUUUUAUGGAUUAGAGAGCCUGCAGUUCUUAUAUUUAGAGUACAACGUAAUUAAGGAGGUAACUGCUGAUACUUUCCAGCAUGUACCUAAACUUCAGCUUCUGUUUUUAAACAAUAACCUCUUGAAAACAUUACCAGAGGGUACAUUUAAUGGAUUGACAUUAGCUAGACUGAAUCUUCGCAAUAAUCAUCUACGUUAUCUGCCAGUUGGGGGUGUACUAGAUCAACUGACUGCGCUCGUACAAGUCGAUUUGUAUGAGAAUCCCUGGGAUUGCACUUGCAGUAUUUUAGACUUGAGGAUGUGGUUGGAGCAGCUUAGCACAGGAACCGUGGUGAACAAUGUCAUCUGUGGCUCCCCCAAGAAGCUGGCUGGGGAAGACAUGAGAUACAUUAGGACAACUAAUUUCUGCCCUAAUAACUCUGAUGUGCUUGUUUCCAUGAUUCCACCCUCGGAAGAAUCGUUCCCGGGCAGCACCAUCACUAUAGAAAUGUCCUUGGACUCUGACCCACAAUACAGCACCAUUCCUUUAUCUGUGAUGAUCCUGGCUCUCCUCAUCAUGUUUAUUUUGUCUGUGUUUGUGGCUGCCGGAUUGUUUGUGGCAAUGAGAAAGAGACGUCAGAAGACUCAGAACGAGCAGAAUAACUCCAUGAACGCUUGCAUCAGCUCUCUGAACAUGGAAUACGGCCUUUACAAAAAGGGAUCCAUUCCCAAAGUCAGAACAUCGGAUGGACAUGUAUACGAGUACAUCCCACCCCCAACAGAGUCCACAUGCAGGACUGCUGCACAAACCCCUAUGGACAGCAAAUCAGUGGAUGGCUUUCGAGACUUUGACGAGCUGAGUGGCGCUUUUCUGGGCAACUCGGAUGAAGAGGCAGCCAGUAAUGUGAUAAGCUCAGAAUACAGCGCCACCACUUCAGAACCUCUCAACAAGCCCUCCACCCCUUACCGAGAUGAUCAGCGCUACUACAGAGACGUACUUGAGCCUGACAAGAACAGACGCUACAGCAAUACAUUACCUUGCAGGCACGGAGCCCAUUCAUCAACUCAGUAUACCUCAGACUUUGAUGCAAGGCAUCAAUAUGUGCAUCCAGAGAGAAUACAGCAAACAAUACUCUAUUGUACAUCGCCGAGUUCUGUUUAUGUGGAGCCUAACAGGAGUGAGUACUGGGAACUGAAAGCGAAACUCCACAUYGACCCAGACUACCUGGAGGUUCUGGAAAAACGAACUACGUUCACGCAGUUUUAAGAGACUCGUCCUCCAGAUGGUCAACGAGGAUUAAUGUGCAUUAUUUAUUCAUUUCAGUCAUGACUCACAAAAUGUUAUGCAUUUCUGGGAAUCGUGGUUUACAAAGUGACGGAUUAUCGAAGGGUAUUACUCAUUUUUAAAGCAACACCUCACACUCUUUUGCUGCGUGGUUUGAAAGUUUAGUUUAAAUGUGUAAAAUGUGAAGCAGAAACAACAGAUUCUGGGCUGUCAUGACUCAUCCAAUCAUUAAAGGGAUCCUGGAGCUGUAUUAUUGACAAUAAUGUGAGAUUGAGCUUUAACUCUAACAUUAGAUGCUGUUUUGUGAACCGUUCAGAUGACCUGUUCUGUUUAACAGAAAUACAUGUGAAGCUAACAUUUCUGUCCGUUUUUAUACUUUAGAGGGGUUGGGGGUCUCAUCGGGUGGAAAGAAAAUCACAAAUCACAGUUUAAUGGCAAAGUAAAUGAUUUUACUUUGGCAGAUUUGGAAGAAACUUUCAUGAAAAUGUAGUUGUACUACAUAAACUCUAGAAGAUCAGUGGCAAUACCUCUAAACCUCCUCAUCUGCAAACCAGCAGUUUUGAAUUAUGUUGAUUCUCUAAGUUCAAAAAUCCAACUCAAAAAUAUGUUGUUACCAGUAGAAUACAUUCAGUGCUGUUCUGAAAGGAAAAAAAAUUAAAAAGUUUGUUUUAUUUGUAGCUCUCACCUGUUUAUUACAAUUUGUACAAAUGUAGUUUUUGCUAUUUUACACAAACAUGUAACUACAUUUUCAAUAUAUUCUUGUAACAACACCAAAGCAGUCUAAAAACUGAAUUUAAAAAGAAUAUGCAAACUUGGAUUCCCAAAGGGGAGCAACAAAACACAACUUUAAGUUAUUUUAAUUUUAUACAACCUGUUUUUUUAUUAUUAUAUAUCAGAUUACAUUUAUAGCUGCAUUACAACAUUACAACAAAUCAAAACUUUAUGGCACAGUAAAAGUCGUAAGUCUCACAGAAUUCCACCAAAGCGUGUAAUGGACCUGUCGGCAAAAUUCAAGAUAUCAUGUCAGUGUCAAGCUGUUCUUUGAUAAGGGUGCAAAGACUAUACAAUYUGCCCAGUCUUAUCACAAAAAGAAAAGACAGAAGAAAAAAUGGAUAAAAUGUCAAAAUUGAUGGUGCAAGUUUCUCAUUCACCAAACGUUGUUUUUUAAAUAAACCUCRUCCACUGAAUUUAAAUCCAUACAACAGAAGUUAAAUUGUGAUCCAAAUAUAACAGAUGUACAGUCCCCAUCCCCCACCAAAUAGCUAAAUAAAUAAAACAAUCAUUUCACAUGUAACCAAAACCCCAGCCUUCUAUAAAAAAGUCUUGUGUUUUAUUUAUUUGUUUCUUUAUUCCCUAAAUAGGAAAUGAGAUAUGGUUGUUGAUUAAGUUCAUAAUAAUAAUGUUUUUAGGGUUGUUUCAUCCAGAAUGACGUAAAUUCAAGAAGCUUCACUCAAACUCCUACAAAUAAAACCAUCAAUUUCUGAGACAUUGAAAUGUGUGAUCCUGUUAAAAAGUUGUGUAUUUAAAACAAAUAAACAAACAAACAAGCACACACACACACACACACACACACAC